AUGCGAUUCAAAGCUACACUCCUACAUAGGAGAUCAACUCUAUUAAUGGAAUGUAUACAAGGAUUUGUAAAACUUUCAAAAGCCUGUCCACCAAAACAGAAGACUAGAUUUUGUAUAAAAUUAGAUAAGACAUUUCUUCUAUUAAUCUUAACAGUAUAUAACACUACAGAUAAUGAAAUACUGGAUGUCUCUUGUAAAUUUGACUACAAAGAUAUUUUCUAUCCAGGAUAUAUUGUUGAAAGCAAACAUAACAAUAUUAUAGGUAUAAGUAUGAAUCCAGAAUCUCUAAUUUUACCACUAAAAUCAGCUUCUUUAGCAAAGGAAACAAGUUUGAGACUUAGCAAAAGAGAUAAUCAAAAUGUCCUUUCCUUUACAAUGACAGUUGAAACUAAAAAGUCGAGUACUUUCCAACUUGUUCAUGACUGCUCUAUAGAUGUAAUCAAAGCUCAAUAUGUAGAUGAUUUGAUUCCAUUAGCAGAAUUAUUAAAUUGUGAAAUUGGAAUACCAAAUAUCCACUUUUCAAUCCCUCCAGCUAAAUUAUUUCACAGGCUCUUGGAAAGAAUGAAAUUAGUUGGUUCUAAAUUUAUUGACAUACAAAUAAUUUAUAAUGAAGAUACUGAUGAAAGUGAAAAAAUUAAUGGAAUAGGGAAACCUCUGAAUAAUGAAUUAUGCCACUUUGUAUGUUCUUCUCAUACAUCUCUGGCAUCAGCCUCCAUUAAGACUUUCUUUAAUAACUGCAGAGUCUUUAAAACUAGUGAUGAAUUUCACGAUAACUUACAAAAUAAUCAAGUAAAUAAAGGUUUUAAUUUAUCAGCCACUUUUGAUAUACACCAUAUAAUUGCUAUUUUACAGUUGGUUCUAUGCAUCUCAGAUGCUCAUUGUGUUGCUACAAUAACCCCAGAAAAAUAUAUGUCUUUAUUUAUAUUCUUCCCUAGUAUUAAUUCUCAAAUAUCAAUAAUAAUUUCUCCUGCUAAUGCAGACAAUGAUUGA
Messenger RNA from Cryptosporidium muris RN66, 990 nucleotides. RefSeq lists its product as uncharacterized. Gene Ontology annotation, biological process: telomere maintenance; double-strand break repair via homologous recombination; nucleotide-excision repair. Lineage: Eukaryota; Apicomplexa; Conoidasida; Eucoccidiorida; Cryptosporidiidae. The transcript has a single exon. Gene Ontology annotation, cellular component: checkpoint clamp complex; site of double-strand break. The coding region runs from base 1 to 990 and encodes 329 amino acids. The record is from RefSeq and is a predicted model, not a curated record.